CUUGCCUAACAGCGCAGAUGUACACCCCCCAUCGCCUAUCAAGAAUGGCAAUGAGCUCUUGUGUGACCAAAUCCUUGCCUUUCCUCGUCGCCCCAUCGGAGGCGACGCCGGCCAGCGCCCUCCGGCUGACCUCCAUGGACCGCGCUCUGGCGUCCCUGCCCAUGGCAGGGCUGUUCGUCUUCGAGCACCCCAUCGAUCAGCCGGCCGAGACCCUAAGGCAAGCUCUUUCCCGGCUGGUUCCCUACUACCCCGUCGCCGGGCGCGUCACUGCCGGGGCACAUGGCCUGAGCAUCGCGUGCACGGAUGAGGGCGUGGUGUUCGUGGCCGCGUCCGCGAGAUGCACCCUGCGCGACGCCAGGCUCUCGGAUCAGCGUCCGGCGAUCCCCGUGGAGUACCUCACCGUCACCUACGCCGGGCUGUACAACAAGGACCCGCCGCUGCUGCUUAUGCAAGUGACCGAGUUCUCCUGCGGCGGCUUCGUCGUGGGGGUGACGUGGAACCACGUCGUCGCCGACGGCGUCGGCAUGGCGCAGUUCUUGCAGGCCGUCGGCGAGUUCGCCCGGGGGUUCUCGUCGCCGUCAGUCCAACCGGUGAGGGUGGAUAACUUCCUCCCGGAACUCCCGCUGCCGAUCAUCACCAUGACCAGGUCGAUGGUCAGCAGCAAGCACACCGACUUCCCAAGCUCCUACAUCACCAUGCCCAUGAGCUUCGUCAACCGCAUCAAGGACGAGUUCCGUCGCAGUGGCCCGCAGGGUGACCAGAAGAAGGCGGCGGCGGCGGCGGCGACAUGCACGACGUUCGACGUAUUCGCCGCCGCCAUAUGGAGGUCCCGUGCCCGCGCGACAAUAGCCGGCGCCGCCAGCCAGGACGCCCCCACGGCGCUCGCCUUCACGGUGAACCUGAGGAAGCAGGCCGGGGCCAAGGACGGCUACUACGGCAACGUCUUCGCCUUCGGCCUCGCCGCGGCGACGCUGCGCGAGGUUGCCGACGGGGACAUCCUUGACCUCAUGAGGCUGAUCAGGGACGCCAAGGCGCGGGUCCCGUACACCUUCACGGACGGAGCUGCGUACAUCGGCGACGAGAUGGGCGGCCGGCUGCAGGGCCUGGACGGGUACGACACCCUGUACGUGACCAGCUGGUGGAAUCUCGGCUUCGAUGACGUCGACUUUGGCGGUGGCGGGCCUGCGCGCGUCAUGGGGAACAUGGAGCGCAAGGUGGUGCCCGGAUGCAUCCUGUGCGGAAGGAAGGACAAGGCCGAUGGUGUCGCCGCCAUGGCGUUCUGCGUCAAGCAGGAGCACGCGGAGGCCUUCCAUGAAGAGUUAGGCAGGCUCAAAUGAUGACAUGCGUAUGAGAAUGGAUUUUUUUUUGAGGGUGGCGUAUGAGAAUGGAUGUGUGUUCCAGUGUUCCUGCAACGAGCAGGGCCGUCUCCAGGAUUUGGAGGCCCGGGUGCGAAACACAAAUGGGCCCAAAAUCAUAUCUAAUAGAAACAAGACAUGUACUUUCACUAAAUAAUAUAACUUCAA
Molecule: messenger RNA, 1523 nt
Organism: Panicum virgatum (switchgrass)
Lineage: Eukaryota; Viridiplantae; Streptophyta; Magnoliopsida; Poales; Poaceae
Product: acyl transferase 15-like
Exons: 3
Coding region: 18-1337 (439 amino acids)
Source: RefSeq, a predicted model, not a curated record